This is a messenger RNA of Ostertagia ostertagi, 525 nucleotides long. Lineage: Eukaryota; Metazoa; Nematoda; Chromadorea; Rhabditida; Trichostrongylidae. The record is from the annotation of a GenBank genome assembly.
AUGUCGCCCACACGGCCACCAUCACUGUUUCCAGCGUUUCUGGCACUGUUGGACGCCCUGCUCUGCUUUUGUUUUGUGUUGAUUUUCGUCGUUGACGUCAACAUGAUGUACCUCGAAUUACCAGGUCUUUUCGCCUUCUACCACGACUACAUCAUUUUUGCGUUUUCGACAGCGAAAAUCGUUCAAUUUCUCAUACCGUACAUGCUCAUAAUGGGCACUUUUGAGCGCUACACAUGGAUCAUCACGAAAGAGUUGGUUUGUCACAACGAUCCGAGCGUUAGUUCGAGUGCUCGCUCCUUGUCAAUUGUCAUACUGGUGGCUGUAGCUGCCUUGAUUCGAGUACCUGCUGCUGCCGCCCUUACCGUCUCAAGGUUUCCUCGAUGUACGGACUAUUUCCGGACACUCGCCGUUGACAUUUCAAUACCGUUGGUGCAAGAGGGAGCUAUGGUUGAACUUCAUUUCGUUCUUGUAGGAGGCUUUAAAAAAGCGGAUAAGGCUGCAGUAACCUUACACUGCCAACGACGA